Molecule: messenger RNA, 1675 nt
Organism: Culex quinquefasciatus (southern house mosquito)
Lineage: Eukaryota; Metazoa; Arthropoda; Insecta; Diptera; Culicidae
Product: katanin p60 ATPase-containing subunit A-like 2
Exons: 3
Coding region: 165-1583 (472 amino acids)
Molecular function (GO): ATP binding; protein binding; ATP hydrolysis activity
Source: RefSeq, a predicted model, not a curated record
UACGCAACGCGCCCGCCUCUGCCAAAAGCACGUGCUGCUUCGCGCACCGGUCAACAACGGGGAAAGGAACCUACCGAGGCGCGGGUAGAAACGUUUAUUUUUUAUUAGUUUGUUUAUUCCUGAAUGCCCUACUCGCGCCGACCGGUUUAUCAGUUGAACUUGCAAUGUCCUUCGAGCAAGACAAACGCUCGCUGUACGAGCGCCGCCGGAACAUCCUGUACCUGGUGUCCAACUACUUCUCCAUCAUGGGCCUGACGCAGGCCCGACAGGCUCUGCUGGACGAAACGCACCUCACCGAAGAGUUUGAAGUGUGUGACAACAUCGACCUGGACACGAUGUACCAGGAGUACUGCAGCUACUACCAGCUCAAGUUUGGCAAGGCGCCGCGGAUCGUGAAGAAAGCGGACUCGCAACCUGCGACGGCACCGGUUCUUCCCCAGCGGAAGCAAUCCGGCUGCAAGAAGCGAACGCAACCGAAGCAGACGCUCUCGCCACGUGGCGAACCGGAAGUCGACGGGGAGGCGAAGGGGCUGGGCAACAAUUUGACCGUGUCGCAGCUGGUCAACCCGAACCAGCCGGUGUCGCCCAGUAAGGUCAUGGAGAAUGGAAUUGGUGGGAUGGUACCGAAUUUGAGACCGUUUAUCCGAUUGCACGAGAAUUUCUCCAGUGAUUGGAAAGAACUUGCGGAUUUGAUUUGUCGCGACCUCAUCAAGAAAGAUCUUCAUCAGCGCUGGAACCAGGUCAAAGGUUUAGAUAUGGCGGUCAGCUUGCUGAAAGAAAGUGUCAUCACGCCGCUGCAAUAUCCGGAACUGUUUGUAGGUCUCGCCAAACCUUGGCGUUGCAUUCUACUGCACGGUCCUCCCGGAACCGGGAAAACCCUACUCGCCCGCACUCUCUGCUCGGAAACGCACGAAUCCAUCACGUUCUUCAACGCCACGGCCAGUACGCUAAUCUCCAAGUGGCGCGGUGAGUCGGAGAAACUGGUCCGCGUCCUUUACGACGUGGCCCGGUUCUACGCGCCGUCCAUCAUCUUCAUCGACGAGUUUGACGGGCUAGCUUCGCGUCGAGAUUCCGUGGGUGAACACGAAGCUUCCAAGCGGUUCAAGAACGAGUUUCUGUCACUGAUCGACGGGUUGGACAGUUCCGACGAGGAGCGCGUCUUUCUGCUGGCUUCCACCAACAUUCCGUGGGAGAUUGAUUCGGCGUUUUUGAGACGGUUUGAGAAGAAGAUUCUGAUUGAUGUGCCCGCGGCGGAAGGGAGGAGGGCGAUAUUUGGAGAGCUGCUUCCCGACACGGCCACGUGGGCACGGGAGCGGGUGGACGAGCUGUGCGCCAUGACGGAGGGUUUUACCGGCGAUGAGAUACGGAUCGCGUGCAAGGAGGCGGCCAUGAUGGUGGUGCGGGACCGGAUCGGAAAGGGUGGGGGCCCGUCCUCUAACGGCAAGUCUUCCCCGGGCACCAGCACCGCAACUGCGGUCCAGUUUGACCAGCUGAAGUCUGCCCUCCGCCAAAUUCAACCAGCGUCGGUUCCUUUAAUCGAAAAACACCGCGAGUGGAACCGAAAGUUUGGAAAUCAAUCGUGAGAAGAAAUAAAACAAGCCGCUUGAAUGAAUUUCAGUUCUCUGUGUACUUCAACAUUUUGAACACGUAAGUAACAUUAGUAUUUUUUUUUCUU